Staurois parvus is the source of this 409-nucleotide messenger RNA. NCBI's taxonomy places the organism in Eukaryota, Metazoa, Chordata, Amphibia, Anura, Ranidae. The record is from the annotation of a GenBank genome assembly.
AUGCAGACUGCUUCUACAAACAUUUGUGAAAAAAUGUGCAAUAAGUCCAUCUGUGAAAUUUCCUUGCUGCUAAAUUUUCCAUGGUCAACUGUUAGUGGAAUUAUAACAAAGUGGAGGCAACUGGGAACAACAGCAACUCCGCCACCAAGUGGUAGGCCACGCAAAAUGUCAGAGUGAAUUCAGUGCAUGCUGAAGCACACAGUGCGCAGAAGUCGCCAACUGUCUGCAGAGUCAAUAGCUAAAGAUUUCCAAACUUCAUUUGGCCUUCAGAUUAGCACAACAACAGUGCAUAGAGAGCUUCAUGGAAUGGGUUUCCAUGGCUGAGCAGCUGCAUCCAAGCCUUACAUCACCAAGUGCAAUGCAAAGCAUCAGAUGCAGUGGUGUAAAGCACGCCUCCACUAGACUCGAG